GUGAGAAUACGGGCGUGGAACAUUCUCAUGCAUAUGACAAUAAUUUAUUUACAAUUGGAAUUUUAAGGAAAAAUUUUCGUUAUCAAUUUUUCUAAAAUUGUUAUAUAUUCCUGACAAAUUUCACAACGUACUUAUAGAUUAGAACUAGCAGAAUGCGUCGUGUUGCCAUUAAAUUAAAUCGCGAACAUUCUAACGUAAUAAUCCAUGUAAUUGGUGAAAGAGGAAAUUGCGUACAAUCCAUACGAAAGUAGCUACGAAAGUAGUUACGAUAAAUAAUGAUUUUAGUUACAAAUGCAAAGUUUAGGCGUCAUAUUAAAAUAAUGUCCGGGUCAGGAAUUUCGUUUACGAUCUCUGUUCACGAGAAAUAUCGUUUGCCUGUAUUGCAUACGAUCUAGACAAGGAUGAAACAGCAAGGAAUUUUAACUCUGGAAUGGAAAUCUUAACUGGUGAAUGAGAUAGCGUUUUUUCCGUAUGCAUAGUGGCAUAACCUUGUCAAUUUUGCAGAAUAUGGAUUGAAGAAACGAUCGGUCAGCUACCUCGGGAACGCGCAUGCGCAAUCAAUCCACCGGGAAUUCCGAACCUCUCGGGCAAAAAAUCGCAGACUAUAGCUUCGAAAAGAGGUCGAUUCUUGGUAUAUACGCAGCUCGGAUAUAUCUACUAAGAAUUAACUGAUCGCGGACUGUUCCGCACAUAUAAACAUUGAGAACGUUGCGUGGAUCAUGCAUAAGACCGAUUAGGAUUUUAUUAAAAUGUCACGUGUUAUGCAGGCAUGGAAAAAGAAGGCAAACGCUCGAUUUGACUGCCGGACGAUCGAGAGAAUAGUAUUUUUUUACGAAUCUUUUAAAAGAACGAUUUCCAAAAAUUUGACGGGCAUCGGUAUCGAGAAAUUCUGUGAUGGAAUCGCUGAAUGUGAUUCAGAAGUAGUGCGUGCCAUUUUUGAGCAUACUGAGAUUGUUAGGAGCCAUAUGACGCCAGAGAUCCAACUAUUUCUUUUAACUCCCAACUGUAAUUUAUACCACACGCAAUACGAAAGAAUUUCGGAGUCGAAAGGGAUAAAGAGAAGCGUUUUCUUGGAACCUUUUUGGUCGAUUUAUUGGCCAGGUGGCCAGGCUCUCACUAGAUUUGUACUGGACGAAGGAAGAACGCUUUUUGAAUCCUCGAAGGAAAUUUUGGAUCUUGGAGCUGGAUGUGGUGCCACCGCUAUUGCUGCAAAGCUCGUUGGCGCUGACAGGGUUAUUGCCAACGAUAUCGAUAGAGUUGCAUGUACAGCUAUUUCCAUGAACGCUAUUCUGAACCGCGUGAAUGUCAAAGUGUCUCGACAAAACCUGUUAUAUGAAUUGCCCGAAAAGACAAUCGAUGUUAUUUUCAUUGGAGAUAUGCUGUACGACGCAGAGAUUGCUGCUACUUUAAUUCCAUGGCUCGAAAAAGCGCGCGAUAAUGGGACGAGGAUUUAUCUAGGAGAUCCAGGAAGACACGGUCUGACGGAGGAUUUGAAGAAACGUCUGAAAGUUCUGAGACAUUACCGGUUGCCAGAGAAUGUACAGAAAGAGAAUUACGGUUACGACAGUUGCAACGUUUGGGAGUUCUGCGGAUAACGAGUAAACGAUUAUAUAAUACGUCGAAACUCGGUAUACCUAUCUUUGACUCGCUAUUACUGUUGCAGUCACGUUUAUAUAUAUAUAAUCAUAUUGCUACAGUUACACGUGAAACGUACAUAUAUUCAUUUGUCAUGCGGUGACAAUAACGCCAUGGGUUUGAUUUAUGCAAAGUGCUAAGAAGAUUAUGAAACGCCGCGAUAAACGUGAUCAUAGCGAGCAUUGCCUGCUGCGUGACUUGCACAUGUGCUUCACCUUAUGUAUACAGUAAUAUUUACGUUUGUUUUACGUACAGAGUAAUGUUCAAUCAUCGCUAUUUGUAAUAUGAUUAUUUAUCUGAUGCAGUAUAAUACAAUGUUUCGUUUA
Messenger RNA from Bombus terrestris (buff-tailed bumblebee), 1961 nucleotides. Its product is annotated as electron transfer flavoprotein beta subunit lysine methyltransferase. Gene Ontology annotation, cellular component: mitochondrial matrix. Gene Ontology annotation, molecular function: protein-lysine N-methyltransferase activity. The coding region runs from base 750 to 1595 and encodes 281 amino acids. The transcript is spliced from 4 exons. NCBI's taxonomy places the organism in Eukaryota, Metazoa, Arthropoda, Insecta, Hymenoptera, Apidae. The record is from RefSeq and is a predicted model, not a curated record. Gene Ontology annotation, biological process: peptidyl-lysine trimethylation.